AUGAUGCGCCUGUUGCUGCGGUCGCGGAGCCCCGCCGGGCUUCCGGCCGACUCUCCGGUACUUCGAGCCCUGGAGAGGAAGUCCCGCCGGCGCCUGGAGCAGGAGGCCCUCUCUAAGACGCUCAUCUGCCCUAAAGAACGGCCCUUGACCCACUCCCACCCGUGUCCCGGAGAGGCCUUAGAGGGACAGCCCCGGACCCUGAACCGUGCUGCACUGAGGACCCCUGAGGCCGGCAAGACGGUGGACGAGGAGACCCUGGCCGCCCUCUUCCGCUCGCCGCUUUUCGCCCGCAGCUGCCAGGAGCCCUUCCUCCGCAGCAUGGCCGAGUGGUUCCCGGGCAGAGCGCAGGCCUUCUCCGCGCCCACUGUGGCCUCCGUGGCCAAGCACUUGGCUCGGCACCGCCUGCGGGAGACACGGCUGCUGGACGCCCUGGCCACCUUCCUGCUGCAGCGCAUCCAGAGCCUGGACACCAAGAUGGUGCAGAGGCUGGUCUUCCCCUUCGGCCGCCUGGACUACCGCCCGUCCAACCACCUGGAGCUCUUCCCGCGGCUGGUGGGGUCCCUGGGGCAGGCGGGCCACUCCCCCUCCCCACUGGCCACCCUCAAUGUCCUGCUGUCCCUCUGCCAACUCCAGUUCUGGCCCCCGGACGCCCUCCUCCAAAGGGUCUUCUCCCCUGCCUUCCUGGCCGACGUCACUGGCAGCCCCUGUGGGGCCAUCGCGCGGCGCUACCUCUCCCUGCUGGACACGGCAAUGGCGCUGGAGGUCCCGGGGUACGACGGGCCCCGGCUGGACCCCCGCUUCUGCGUCCGGAUGUUUGACGGGGCCCUGACCGCAGAUGACGCCAACCGGAAGUACAGCUUCAAAGGCCUGGUGGGAGAGGGGCUGCAGUGCCUGGUGGGCCGGGACCGUUUCCAGCAAGACGUGGUGGUGCCCCCGGGGUACGGCGUAGAUUUCCUGCUCCGGGUCUCCUCUUCUUCAGGGCAAGUGCUUCCCUUGGGUGGUCCCACCAAGGCCGUGGCUGAGCGGGAGACCCCCGAAAAGAAGGGCCCGUGUAUUCUGGGGGUCUUUCCCGAAGGCUCUACUACCGAGGGGACCUUGCAAAAUAAGCACCCACUAGAGGAAGACCAAUCUCACAGGCUGGUGCUGUCCGUCAACGACAAGUGGCACUACUGCCGCAACUCGGGCGUCUUGGUGGGCUCCCGGUCCAUGCGGAUGCGGCAUCUGCGCCUCCUGGGCUUCCGGCUCCUCCAGCUGCCAUAUUGGGAGCUGGAGAGACUGCACGGCCUGGAGGAGACCCGGCAAUACCUGCACCAGAAGCUGAAGGAGGAGGCCCAGCCCUGAGCGGAAGGAACAGGUGGAUCUCCCUUUGAACAACCCCCCUCUUAAUAUUUCCCCCAAAUUGAAUGAAGCGUGUGAGGGGUGCAGGCAGGCUCUUGGCUUUAUUGGCGCUGCUCCCCCCCUCCCCAAAUCUGCCAUGCGUCCAAAGCCCAGCCUCUGCCCGGGGUCUCCGGGGUCCGGUCCUCUGUCGGUUCCUGCGCAGUCUUUCCUCUCUUUUCCCGGAGACCCCCCCCCCCCAAAGUGGUCCUGGCAGGAGGGGAGGGGCAUGCCUCACCCCGCCCGGGCGACAAUAAAGCUAUUUAUUGACACUUUUAAA
Anolis sagrei ordinatus is the source of this 1654-nucleotide messenger RNA. The record is from RefSeq and is a predicted model, not a curated record. Lineage: Eukaryota; Metazoa; Chordata; Lepidosauria; Squamata; Anolidae.